AAUUAAAUCACCAUAAAAUUUCCAGCUGACUUGGGUAUUUUAUUAUUUGGGAUUUCCCCUGGCGACCAUUAAAAUUUAGAUUUUAAGUCACAACGCUAAAAUUAUCCUCACACCACUUCAAAUUUCCUUUUAUUUGGCUUAACCCACUGAUUAUAAUCAUUGAUACUCAUUAAAUCACACUGAAAUGAGAGUAAUUAGUGAUUAAAUUGAAUAGGGGUAUCAAAAUUGUUUUUACAUUAUUGAUCCUAGUCUUUGUUUCCCUCCCAGUGUGGGACAUGAAUUUUUUACUUAAAGUUUCUUUUCUUUCUUUUUUUAAAAAUUUUAUUGAUUAAGAACAUUUUUCCAUGGUUACAUGAUUUAUGUUCUUUCCCUUCCCUCCUCCCCCUGCCCCCCCAUAGCAAACACACAAUUCCAUUGGGUUUUAUAUGUGUCAUUGAUCAAGACCUAUUUCUGUAUUAUUGAUAUUUGCACUAAGGUGAUUGUUUUAGAGUCUACGUCCCCAAUCAUAUCCCCAUCAGCCCAUGUGAUCAAGCCAUUGUUUUUCUUCUGUGUUUCUGAUCCCACAGUUCUUAAAUGUUUCUUAAAUGAAUGAAAUUCCUGACCUGCCUAUUUGCAUGUCCAGGUUCUGAGUUAUACUUGUGUGAUUGUAAUUUGAGGCCCCUCCUGCUAUCUCUAACCUCAGAGUCCCUUGGAAAAGUCCUUAGGAGCCCAGCCCUUGGAGAGCAAGGGACAGUUGCCAGCUGGACACAAGAAUCUGGUCCCCAGAGCCCAAAGUAACACGACUGUCUCUUUACAGAUGUCAGCCUCAGAUGUUAGUGGAAGGAGAAGGUGGUGUAAAAUCUCCCCCAAGGAAGGGAAUCUGACCCAGGAGAGGAUCCCUGCUCUGACACCUUUUAUCCAGCUCCAGGGCAGCAUCUGAUAAGAAGGAGCAAGACCUAGGCUUGCCACUAGUGAAGCCAGUCCUUCUCCUCCCAGCUGGGCAGAAAGGACGUGAGUGAAGUCAGAGCAAUGAGAAAACAAAAAGGAUGGGCAAGCAUGGGAGACAUGGCCCUGACACGUCAGGAGAUGGGACUUCUUUCUCCGCAUCCAAUCCCAUUUCUCCAGAUGCAGCCCUUCCCCAAGACAGCAACCUAGAGGAGAAGGAAGGAGGAACUUCUGGCAUCCUGGCUGGCAGGUUUCAGGAAUCUGUGACGUUUGAAGAUGUGGCUGUGGAGUUCACCUGGGAGGAGUGGAGACACCUGGAUCCUGCCCAGAGGGCCCUGCACAGGAAUGUGAUGUUGGAGAACUAUGAGAACCUGGUAUCCAUAGGGAUUCCUGUUUCCAAAACAAAUUUGAUCUUUUGGUUCAAGAGUGAAUAUGUACAGAAUCAAGGGGGAGAAGUUGGGACAAGCACUUGUCCAAAUUCAUUUACUGAAGAGAUCAGAACUGAAACCAAGGAUUUAAGUCUGAAGGAAAUCGUCGGUUUGAAAGCAUUAGCUCAUCAAAAAUUGGACAAGAAUAUGGUUUGGCAUUCCAACAUGAGAGAAAUUGGGAAUUAUGAUAAUAAUUUAGAGAAACGGAAGGGCAAUCAAGAAAGACAAUCUAGACUCAUAACAACAGGUCCUAGGACAAUGUUGAACAAAGUACUUCUGCAUAAUACGUCCCUGAGAAGUUUCAGGCUGAAGUCAUCCUUGAUCAUUCCAAGAGGAAAUUUGGAGAAAAGACUUCUUAAAUAUAAGGGACUUGGAAGGAGCUUCAGGAAUUUUCCUGAUAUGUAUGAUACAUUCUUCUCAGUGAAGAACCUACAUAAGUACACCAAAUGGGAGAAGCCCUUCAGGUACCAUUCAGAUCUAAUUAAGUUGAAAGGAAUGCAUACUGGAGAAAAGCUAGAUAAACACAGAAAAGUCAUUGGCAGAAGAUCAAAUUUUGCCUUGCAUCAGAAAAGUCAGAAAGGAAAGAAACAUUUCAUAUGUAAUAAAUGUGGCAGAUCCUACAUCCCCAGGGAAAGAUCACCUAAACACAAGAGAAUCCCUAUUAAAAUGAAGAACCUUGUCUGUAAUGAAUGGAGGAAAAGCUUUAGUGAGAGAAGACACCAGCUUACCCAUAAAAAUGUUCAUAUUGGAAAAAAAUCUGUUAUAUGUAGUAAGUGUAGAAAAGGCUUCAAGGGGAGAAUAAUCCCAAAUCAAUAUGAGAGAAUUCAUGCUGGAGAAAAAUCCUUUCCCUGUAGUGAAUGUGGAAAAGCUUUCUUUUCAAAAGAAUACCGCAUUGACCAUCAAAGAACUCACACUGGAGACAAAUCAUUUGAAUGUAAUGAAUGUGGGAAAGCCUUUAGUAAAAAGGGAAAUCUUAUUACCCAUCAGAGAACACACACUGGAGAGAAACCAUUUGAAUGUAAUGAAUGUGGGAAAGCCUUUAGCUGGAAGGAAAGUCUUAUUACUCAUCAGAGUACUCAUACUGGAGAGAAACCAUUUGAAUGUAAUGAAUGCAGAAAAACUUUCAGUAUUAGGCAAAGCCUUAUAAAACAUCAGAGAGUUCACACUGGAGAGAAACCAUUUCAGUGUAACGAAUGUGGGAAAGCUUAUCGUUGGAAGGGACACCUUGUUUACCAUCAGAGAACUCAUACUGGAGAAAAACCAUUUGAAUGUAAUGAAUGUGGGAAAACCUUUAGUCAUAAAGGAAGACUUAUUAUCCAUCAGAGAACUCACACUGGAGAGAAACCAUUUGAAUGUAAGGUGUGUGGGAAAGCUUUUAGUCAAAAGGUAAAUCUUAUUACUCAUCAGAGUAUUCACACAGGAGAGAAACCAUUUCAAUGUAAUGAUUGUGGGAAAACUUUUAGUGUAAGGCAAAGCCUUAUAAAACAUCAGAGAACUCAUACUGGAGAGAAACCAUUUCAAUGUAAUGAAUGUGGAAAAGCCUUUCCUUGGAAGGGACAUCUUGUUUACCAUCAGAGAACUCAUACUGGAGAGAAACCAUUUCAGUGUAAUGAAUGUCAAAAAACCUUUAGUCAAAAGAAAAGACUUAUUAUCCAUCAGAGAACGCACACUGGAAAGAAACCAUUUCAAUGUAAUGAAUGUGGGAAAGCCUUUAACCAAAAGGAAAGUCUCCAUAUCCAUCAGAGAAUUCAUACUGGAGAGAAACCAUUUCAGUGUAAUGAAUGUGGAAAGACUUUCAGUGUAAGGCAAAGCCUUAUAAAACAUCAGAGAAUUCACACUGGAGAGAAAGCAUUUCAAUGUAAUGAAUGUGGAAGAGCCUUUAGCUGGAAGGGAGAUCUUGUUUACCAUCUGAGAACUCACAGUGGAGCAAAACCAUUUGAAUGUAACGAAUGUGGGAAAACUUUUAGUCAUAAGAAAAGACUUAUUAUCCAUCAAAGAACUCAUACUGGAGAGAAACCAUUUCAAUGUAAUGAAUGUGGGAAGACUUUCAAUGUAAGAGGAAACCUUACCAGGCAUCAGAGAACCCACACUGGUGAGAAACCAUUUGAAUGUAAUGAAUGUGGGAAAACCUUUAGUAGCAAGACAAAUCUCAUUACUCAUCAGAGAAUUCACACUGGAGUAAAACCAUUUAAAUGUAAUGAAUGUGGGAAAGCAUUUAGCAAGAAGGGACAGCUUGUUGACCAUCAGAGAAUUCAUACUGGAGAGAAACCUCUUGAAUGUAGUGAAUGUGGGAAAGCCUUUAGUAAUAUGAAAAGACUUCUUAUUCAUCAGAGAACUCAUACUGGAGAGAAACCAUUUGAAUGUAAUCAAUGCAGGAAAACUUUUAAUCAUAAGAGAACACUUAUUAUCCAUCAGAGAACUCAUAGUGGAGAGAAACCAUUUGAAUGUAAUGAAUGUGGGAAAACUUUCAUUGUAAGACAUAGCCUUAUAAAACAUCAGAGAACUCAUACUGGAGAAAAACCAUUUGAGUGUAAAGAAUGUGGGAAAGCUUUUAGCUUGAAGGAGAAACUUAUUAUCCAUCAGAGAACUCAUACUGGAGAGAAACCAUUUGAAUGUAAUGAAUGUGGGAAAACCUUUAGUCAUAAGAUAACACUUAUCAUCCAUCAGAGAACUCAUACAGGAGAGAAACCAUUUGAAUGUAAUGAAUGUGGGAAAACCUUUAGUUGCAAGGCAAAUCUUAUUAACCACCAGAGAACUCACACUGGAGAAAAACCAUAUGAAUGUAAUGAAUGUGGAAUAGCUUUUAGCUAUAAGGGACAUCUUGUUUAUCAUCAGAGAACUCAUACUGGAGAGAAACCAUUUGAAUGUAAUGAAUGUGGAAAAGCCUUUAGCCGGAAAGGAAAUCUUGUUACCCAUCAGAGAACUCACACUGGAGAGAAACCAUUUGAAUGUAACGUAUGUGGGAAAGCCUUUAGCCGAAAGGGACACCUUGUUGACCAUCAGAGAAUUCAUCCUGAAGAGAAACCUCUUGAAUGUAAUGAAUGUGGAAAAACUUUCUUUUCAAAGGGAAAUCUCCUUACCCAUCAGAGAACUCAUGCUGGAGAGAAACUAAUUAACUGUAAUAAAAGUGGGAAAGCCUUUCAUCAAAAGAGAAGACUUAUUCACCAGAGAACUCAUAAUGGACAGAAAACAUUUCAGUGUAACGAAUGUGGGAAAACAUUUAGUCAUAAGAAGAGACUUAUUAACCAUCAGAAGUCUCACUGGAAUGAAACCAUUUGAAUGUAAUAAAUGUGGAAAAGCUUCCUUCACCAGUCAAGCUACACUACACAUCAGAGAAUCUAUACCAGUUAGAAAAACCCUUUGCAUGGAAUGAAUGUGGGAAAGCUUUAAUUUAUUGAUAUGCUUUAUUUAUUCACUUAUAAUCCAUCAGAGAGCUCACCUUGGAGAGAAACCAUUUGAAUGUAAUGGCUGUGUGAAAAGCCUUUAGUUUUAGGACAAAUCUUACCUAUGUGGAAAAACUUAAUUUCAUCAUUUGAACUUACCCCUGGGAGGUGAGAUACCAUAUUUGCUUAUAGCUUAGAGACCAAAAUUGGUGCACAACCUUGGACAUCAAGGUCAUACAUUAGAAAACCUAUAGAUCUGGAGAUUGAUGCGAAGAAUUAUCUGAGAUGUACAUUUUAAUUAACUUAAGUACCUAAUUUGAAUCUGCCUACCUACUGUCCAAUAUGCUCUUGUAUCCCUCAUUCUUUGUUUGAACUCUAUAUAAUGUAAAACUUAAAGAGGUAUGUAAUCGGAGGUAAUUAAAGGCCAUCACUUUUGCCUCUGGCCUCUGCUGAAUGACUUCAUAAAAUUUGUAAAACCUU
Molecule: messenger RNA, 5215 nt
Organism: Monodelphis domestica (gray short-tailed opossum)
Lineage: Eukaryota; Metazoa; Chordata; Mammalia; Didelphimorphia; Didelphidae
Source: RefSeq, a predicted model, not a curated record